Molecule: messenger RNA, 1116 nt
Organism: Hevea brasiliensis (rubber tree)
Lineage: Eukaryota; Viridiplantae; Streptophyta; Magnoliopsida; Malpighiales; Euphorbiaceae
Product: 60S ribosomal protein L7a-2
Exons: 7
Coding region: 129-905 (258 amino acids)
Biological process (GO): ribosome biogenesis
Cellular component (GO): ribonucleoprotein complex
Source: RefSeq, a predicted model, not a curated record
CAAUUAGGGCUACUGUCUACUGCGCAGAGAAAUAAAAGCCCUCAAUAGCUGCCGCUUCGUUUUCUUCUUCUAUUACACGCCCUUUCUUCCAACGACAGCUAGGGUUUUCUGGGCAUCUCUUCUCCCACAUGGGUCCCAAAAAAGUUGUCAAGGCCCCAGUUUUGGCAAAGAAGAAACCUGAAAAGGUUGUGAAUCCUUUGUUUGAGAAGCGAACAAAGCAGUUCGGAAUUGGGGGUGCACUCCCACCAAAGAAGGACUUGACUAGGUUUGUCAAGUGGCCUCAUGUUGUUCGUAUUCAGAGACAAAGGAGGAUUCUGAAGCAACGUUUGAAGGUUCCUCCUGCUGUUAACCAGUUCACAAAAACACUAGACAAGAACCUUGCUACACAACUCUUCAAAUUGCUUCUCAAAUAUAGACCUGAGGACAAGGCAGCUAAGAAGGAAAGGCUUCUUAAAAGGGCACAAGCUGAAGCUGAGGGUAAAACUGUUGAAUCAAAGAAACCCAUUGUUGUUAAAUAUGGUCUUAACCACGUUACUUACCUCAUUGAGCAGAACAAAGCCCAAUUAGUGGUUAUUGCACAUGAUGUUGAUCCAAUUGAGCUUGUUGUUUGGUUGCCUGCUUUGUGCCGUAAAAUGGAGGUCCCUUAUGCAAUUGUGAAGGGCAAGUCACGACUUGGAGCUAUUGUUCACAAGAAAACAGCUGCAGCUUUAUGCCUUACAUCUGUGAAGAAUGAAGAUAAAUUGGAAUUUAGCAAGAUUUUGGAAGCAGUCAAGGCCAACUUCAAUGACAAGUUUGAUGAGCACCGCAAGAGGUGGGGUGGUGGCAUCAUGGGCUCCAAAUCUCAAGCAAAGACCAAAGCUAAGGAGAAGCUCUUAGCUAAGGAGGCCGCACAGAGAAUGUCUUGAGCCUUCUAAUAGUGUAAGAGAGUUAUAAUCAGAAAGGAACUUGUGAUAAUGAAUUUUGCAUUUGUUAUUUUGAUCAUAUGGGUUGUUUUUAUGUACUAGUUUGGCAUAGAUGGAGUAGUUAAGAUAUUUGACCAUUUUCUCUUGUUUACAUUGUGGUGGGAGAAUGAAUAUUUUUGUAGUUGGAAAUGCAGAUACGAUGGGCUUUUUGUUA